UUCGAUUCCACACUGCCCUCUCUCUCUCUCUUUCUCUCGCUCUCGGUUCCGCUCGCUCGCGACUCUGUGAUGGCGGAAGGAAUCGGAGCGUAAUCUCUGAGUCGCAUCAUUAUCUACCUGCGACGGAAGAAGAAGAAGAAGAGGAGGAGGAGAAGGAGUGGGACGAGGGUUGAGAUGGCGCAGAACCUCCGCCAGAAGCUGAAAGAAGUAGGGUCUAAGCUCGAGAAGCCUCCGCAGUCGAAGGCUUCUCUUUUGAAGCUUCUAAAGCAAGCAGAAAUUUGUCUUUCUGAGAUUGAUCAGUCACCCUCCAAAUCGUUGUUGGGGUCCGUACAAUCAUGUGCAAAUACAGUUGCUAAGGAAGAAUAUCUGAAGCACCAAGAUAGGGAUGUCCAGCUUUUGGUGGCAGCUUGCAUUUGUGAAACAAUGAGGAUUAUGGCACCAGAGCCUCCUUAUACUGAUGAUGUACUAAAGGAAGCAUUUUCUCUAAUUGUGGGGACACUUACCAGUUUAAGUGAGAUAAAUAGUCCAUCCUUUGGAAGAAGUAUUGCUAUUCUGGAGACUCUAGGAAAAUAUAGGUCAUGUGUUGUCCUGCUGGAUCUUGAAUGCAAUGAUUUAGUUAGAGAAAUAUUCACUACAUUUCUCUCAGUUGCCAGUAAUGAUCAUCCAGAAGCUGUCCUUAUGUCAAUGCAGUCAAUUAUGGUCCUCUUAAUUGAUGAGAGUGAGGAUGUCCAAGAGGAACCUGUACUUGCUUUGUUAGCUGCACUUGGUCAACAAAAAAAGGAUAUAUCUUCAGCUGGACGAAGACUAGCUAUGAAUGUUAUUAAGCAAUGUGCUGUAAAGCUUGAGCCUUGCAUAAAUAAGUUGCUUAUAUCAGCAUUAUCAAGGACUGCAAGUUCACAGAAUGGCCAUUUUGAUCACCAUGAAGCUAUUUAUGAGAUUUACUGUGGCGCACCUCAGAUCUUACAUGGAGUUGUUGCAUACAUGAUUGAAGAACUAUCGGUGGAUCAGCUAGAUGUUAGGCUGAAGUCAGUAAACCUGCUUGGUCGCAUAUUUUCAUUACCCGAGAGUAAUAUAACUGAAGUGUUUCGACCCCUUUUUUUGGAAUUUUUGAAAAAACUCACAGACAGUGCAGCAAAAGUUCGAAUUUCUGCUGUUGAACAUGUGAAAGCUUGUCUAUUGUGUAACUUUUGUAGACCUGAUGCUGCUGAAAUUAUCUCUGCCCUUGCUGAUCGUUUGUCAGAUCAUGAUGAACAUGUUCGAGAACAAGCUGUUGCAGCAAUUUGUGAUGUGAUUAAACAUACUUCAAAUCUUAUCCCAGUUGGGACUGUCAAACUUGUUUCUGAGCGUCUUCAAGACAAAUCUAUCACGGUCAAAAGGUAUACCCAGGAGAGGCUGGUGGAACUAUAUAGGCUUCGAUGUUUGAAAUGCUCAGAUCCUUCAUUUGAUUAUGAUGAAUAUAAAUGGUUACCUAGAAAGAUCUUGAGAUGCUUUUAUGAUAAUGACUUGAGAUAUGAAACACUCGACAUUUUUCUAUCAGAUUCAUUGAUACCUACUGAGAUCACAGUGAAGGAUUACAUGAAACAUUGGAUUGCAGCCUUCUCCGAAUUUGAAAAAAUUGAAACAAAGGCUUUUGAGCAAGUUCUUCUGCAGAGAAAGAGGUUGCAGGAGGAACUGCAGAGUUAUCUUAUGCUGAGAAAGAAGUACCAGGAUAAUGAUGCCCCUGAUAUCCUAAAGAGAACUUUAGGGUGUGUUCGGGCAAUGUCUCGAUUGUUUAAAGAUCCUUCCAGAGCGGAGGAGAGUUUUCAAAUGCUUAAUCAGUUAAAAGAUGACAAUGUUUGGAAAACUUUGACUAGUCUUCUUGACUAUAACAUUGGUACUGCACAAUCAUUGAUGGCGAGGGAUGACUUGCUCAAGGCCAUUGGUGACAAGCAUCCACUGUAUGAUUUCCUAGCUACAUUGUCAAUCAAAUGUUCUUACAUUCUUUUCAACAAGGAGCAUGUGAAAGAAAUUCUUGACGAGCUUCUUCUCCAUAAGUCUGCUGGGAAUGGCAGCCUUGUCUUAUCAUGCUUGAAUUUGCUUGUGAUCCUUGCAAGUUUCUUUCCAUCAAUUUUUAGAGGGGCAGAAGAACAACUAGUCCUUCUCCUCAAAGAUGAUAAUGAGACAAUCAAGGAAGGAAUUGUGCAUAUUCUUGCAAAGGCUGGUGGAUCUAUUAGAGAUCAACUCCCAAUGUUGGCUGGAUCAGUAGACAUUUUAUUAGAGAGACUAUGCUUAGAAGGUACAAGGAAGCAAGCCAAAUACUCAGUGCAAGCUCUUGCUGCAAUAACAAUCGACGAUGGCCUUAAGUCACUUUCAUUGCUUUAUAAGCAUCUGGUGGAUAUGCUCGAGAAAAAAACUCAUCUUCCUGCCAUCCUGCAAUCUUUGGGUUGUAUUGCACAAAUUGCCAUGCCAAUAUUUGAAACCAGGGAGGAGGAAAUUGUUGGGUUUAUAUCAGACAAAAUUAUGGAUGGAAGUAUUGUUGAGAGCACUUCUCAAACAGACUGGGAUGACAAAAGUGAAAAAUGCUUGCUAAAGAUAUUUGCUAUCAAGACCCUGGUAAAGAGCUAUUUGCCUGUUAAGGAUGCUCAUGUACGAAGUGGGAUUGAAAACCUUUUGGAAAUGCUUAAAGGCGUUCUGACAUUUGGGGAGGUGUCACAGGGUGUAGAAUCAAGUGCUGUGGAUAAGGCCCAUCUAAGGCUUGCAUCAGCAACUGCAAUUCUACGAUUAUCAAAAGUUUGGGACCAUAAAAUACCAAUUGAUGUCUUUCAUUUAACUGUAAGAAUCUCACAGGAUAUUUAUCCACAAGUAAGGAAGCUUUUCCUAAGUAAAGUUUACCAGUAUGCAAAAGAUCGGCUUGUGGAUGCAAAGUAUGUAAUUGCACUUCCACUGGGCAUGGAUGGAAUGACUGAACAUGAGUACAAAGAGUACAGGCAGUGUCUUGUUGAAAUUGUCGAGAUGCUCUACCGUGAAGCAAGAUCAAGACAGCUUUAUGUACCAUCUGGCCAGAACGUGCCUUCAGACUAUCCCGAGCAUAUACUUGCAUAUUUUGUCCAUUCCCUUGCACAUGAUGAUGCAUACCCUAAUCUUGACGAACGUCCAAGUGCUACAGCGUUUGUGCCAAUUUAUCGGAAGUUGCACACCUUUCUUUCAGUGCUCUUACAUCAAAACGAGAAGGAGAAACAAGAGGCUAUAUGCACGGAUGUACAUGACAGAGCUUGUGCCAUCAUCUCAGUUUUCCAAAGUAUCAAAUCUUCUGCAGAUCUAGUAGAUUUAACUAAAUCAAAGAAUUCCCACGUGAUAUGUGAUAUUGGGCUUGGUAUUAUGAAGCAUUUAUGCAGUAAGCAGUUUGAUACAGAUCUUACCAAUUCCAUUCCUCUACCUUCAGUACUUUAUGGCCCAGUUGAGAAGAGUAAUGACCGUAUGGCCAAUGGUGACUGCCCACUUUCAUGGUUGUCUCGUGAUGAUCUAUUUGUUCAUUUCCAAUCCUUGAGCCUGCAGACUGGGGCUCAGGUUGAGCCUGCUGCUCUCAAAGACAAGAAGAAAUCUAAGCCUAGAGACAAAGAUGAAACGGAAUUGCCUCUUAAGAAAAUGAUGAAAAUGCUCAAAUCAAACAAAUCCAAGAAAAAAGCUACAGUAACACCCACUUCAUUGGGUAGUACAAAGAAACAAGAAGAUGACCUAGACAUAUUGAGUAUGGUGAAGGAAAUUGAAUCAGAAAAUCUCACUGGUGGCAAGAGCUUGGAAGUAGGGGAGCUUGCAACUUCUUUGGAUAGAGAAGAAACGAUUAACGGCGAAAAUAAUGGUGAUGUGUCUGUGUCUCAAAGGAAUGACAUAAAAAUAAACAAGGAAGCAAAUGUACGUGAUUCUAAUUAUAAAAGAAAAGAUCGUGACCUGGAUAAACUGACCGGAGAUGACUCCGUAAAGUCCAACAAGAAGCAUAAAAAGUUAGAGGACAAUUUGAAUGGUGGAACGGAUUUAACAUCAGAAUCAGUUCAUGUGGACCAUUCCUCAAAUCAUUUAGAAGGUGAAUUAUCUAUUGACAGAGUUGGUGUCAGACAAAGCAAUGAAACCGAUUUGACAGAAACAGCAGUGCGAACAGGUAAAAGGUUACCAUCAAGAGGUAAAAGAAAAAGUACAACUUGGACUCUGGAGGAUGACAUACAUAAUGAUGGAGAGGCCAAGCACAACAAAAAAGUGGGUUCCUCCUUGCCUGAUGAGAAGUUUUCUAGUACAAGAGGGUAUGUAAGAUCUACUAAAAAGUCUAAAAGAAAAAGUGCUGCCUUGCUGGAGAAGUGUUCUUUUGGAAAGGCUGAUAAAAGCGAUUUGGAGUUGAUUGGAUGCAGAGUGAAAGUUUGGUGGCCAAUGGACAAACGGUUCUAUAAAGGCGUUGUGCAAUCUUUCGAUGUUAGCAAGAAGAAACAUGUGAUUGUAUAUGAUGAUGGAGAUGUCGAAACACUCAAGUUAGAAAAAGAGAAGUGGGAGAGGAUCAAUGAUGAUGAUGAUGAUGAGGAGCAGGAGGAGGAGGAGGGGGGUGGUGAUGAUGAUGGUAAUGAAGAUAACGACAGUGGUGGCGACAUGUUAAAGCAGCCAGAGUCAUCAACUCCGUCCACCUCUCAGCAAAAGUCAUCCAGAAGCAGAAUAGUUAAGAGAGGCCGUGCUGCCUCUGGAAAGAGAAAGAGAAAAGUCAAAAAAAAGGAAAAUAGCUCCAAUUCAAGUGUGAAAGCUUCACUUAAAUCAUCAAAAACUAGUUCUCCUUCUCAAGAAGCCGAGAGUGAAGAUGCAUCCCAACAUUCCGAUCUUCACGAUCAAGAUGGUUCACGACCGAUUGAUGAAGAUCACGAAGAAGAGACGAAAACCGCUGCUUCUGAAGCUUUGCCAGAAAGAGAGAACGGUGAUGAUGAUCUGAAAGUUACAAAUGAAGACAACACUAUUGAUGAGGACAAGCUGCAGCCAUCUAGCUCCCAAAUUAUUGAAGGUUCGAAAGAAAAGCAGAAGGAUUGUCGUGAACCAAAGAAAGAAUCAGGGGAGCCUCUGUGAGGAAGAUAAAGCCAAUGGUUCGAUCUCUCAUAUUUCUGACGCUUGUGGUCAUCAGCUUCUGAGUUACUUAAAAGCAUGAGCUAAAGCAGUUUGAGUUACGGCGCCAUGAUUCUGCAAACGAAGUUUGGUGCCAUCGACGGUCAUAGAAAUUGGUUUUAUUUAUUUUAGGAGCACUCAUUCACAUUCAUGUGCUCUCAUGUACAAUUCAAAUGUAAAUUAAAGUUGUAGCGUGGUAGUACUUCGAGGCAUUUAGUCUUGUGUAUCAUGCAAUCAUAGUAUUUGCUUAGGCAUCUAACCUCUUCAUCUAACACCACUAAUAAACUUUUAAAAUUGUUUUCAUAAGAAUUUGAUAAUAGAGAAGUUGCAUCUUUGGUCUUC
Nymphaea colorata (pocket water lily) is the source of this 5451-nucleotide messenger RNA. Its product is annotated as sister chromatid cohesion protein PDS5 homolog A-like. The record is from RefSeq and is a predicted model, not a curated record. Gene Ontology annotation, cellular component: nucleus; chromatin. Gene Ontology annotation, biological process: DNA repair; mitotic sister chromatid cohesion. NCBI's taxonomy places the organism in Eukaryota, Viridiplantae, Streptophyta, Magnoliopsida, Nymphaeales, Nymphaeaceae.